AUGACAUUAAUUCAUACGAACAUAGAUGAAUUACCUCAGAUCGUCCAAGAACUUCGAAAAUCUUUCCGUUCUAACUUAACAGAACCUUUAAGCUAUAGAAAAAAGCAAUUAAGAAAUUUUUAUCGUAUGAUUGAUGAAAAUGAGCAAGCAAUUUAUGAUGCUUUGUACAAAGACCUUCAUAAACAAAAACAUGAGGCUUUCGUGGGUGAAAUAGGUUGGGUUAAGCAAGAAACUUUAGAUACAAUUUCGAACCUCAAAAGCUGGGCUGAGCCAGAUUAUGUAAAAGUGAACGUAGGACACAUGCUGAACAAGUGCCAUGUGAGAAAAGAACCAGUUGGAAUCGUCCUGAUAAUUGGCACAUGGAAUUAUCCUAUUAACCUUCUUUUUAUGCCUUUUAUCGGUGCAAUUGCUGCCGGAUGUACUGUAAUUCUCAAACCUUCCGAGCUUUCUGCACACACCGCUACCCUUAUUUCCGAACUUUUUCCAAAGUAUCUUGAUCCAAAUGCUUAUCGCAUUGUGAGUGGUGGUGUCGUUGAAACUACUGCUUUGUUGAAGCAUAGGUUUGAUCAUAUAUUUUAUACCGGCUCUGGUAAAGUUGGCAAGAUCAUUAUGUCUGCUGCAGCUGAACAUUUGACUCCUGUCACUCUUGAACUUGGUGGAAAGUCUCCAGCGAUUAUUUCGAAUGACGUAGACAUUCCUAUAUCGGCUAAACGUAUACUUUGGGCAGUUCAAGAUGCUUUUAUCAAAGAAGCGCCUAAAGUUAUCGAACAAUUUUAUGGACCUGAUCCUCAAAGUGGUACAUCGGAUUAUUCCCGUAUAAUCAAUAAAAACCAUUUUGAUCGAUUGCAAAAUUUAUUAAAUCAAACUAAGGGAAAAAUCGUAUAUGGUGGCAAUUUCGACAGAGAUGAUUUAUAUAUUUCACCUACGAUAGUAGCCGAUGUUCCUAAGGAUGAUAAAUUAAUGGAAGAUGAGAUUUUUGGUCCUAUUCUCCCUAUAGUUGUUGUUGAAAAUCUUGAUGAGGCGAUUGAAUAUGUGAAUUCAAGAGACAUACCUUUGGCUCUUUAUCCUUUUAGUAAAAGUGAUAAAACUGUUAAGCAUAUUCUUGAUAAUACUCGAUCUGGUGGUGUUGUUAUUAAUGAUUGUCUUAUGCAUUUCACUGUAAAAGAUUUGCCAUUCGGUGGUCAAGGACCAUCUGGAAUAGGAAGUUACCAUGGCAAACGAUCCUUUAACACAUUUUCCCAUGAGCGAGCCGUUAUGACCACACCAUUUGCGUUGGAGAAACUUGUUAAAUCUCGUUAUCCACCAUAUACCGAAUUUAAUGUGAAAAUUUUAUCUUUGUUGUUUUUCAGUAAACCUUCAAAAACUAGAAACGUAGCUUUUAAAGGCGUCGUUGGUGCUGCUAUUCUGCUUUUGAUCACUUACGUCAUCAAAAAAAUGAAGUAUUAA
Messenger RNA from Dentiscutata heterogama, 1446 nucleotides. NCBI's taxonomy places the organism in Eukaryota, Fungi, Glomeromycota, Glomeromycetes, Diversisporales, Gigasporaceae. The record is from the annotation of a GenBank genome assembly.